This is a messenger RNA of Colletotrichum spaethianum, 1275 nucleotides long. Its product is annotated as 6-hydroxynicotinate 3-monooxygenase. The transcript has 2 exons. NCBI's taxonomy places the organism in Eukaryota, Fungi, Ascomycota, Sordariomycetes, Glomerellales, Glomerellaceae. Bases 1 to 1275 code for a protein of 424 amino acids. Gene Ontology annotation, molecular function: FAD binding; monooxygenase activity. The record is from RefSeq and is a predicted model, not a curated record.
AUGGCGAACGCACUAAAAAGUAUCGAAAAGGUUAUUAUCAUCGGAGGUGGUCCGGCCGGGCUGCUAGCGGCACUUCAACUCCACAACAGCAACGGGUUGUCGCCAGUGGUCUAUGAAAUCCGACAGAAACCAACCACCCUUGGCGGAGCCGUAGGCAUACCGUCCAAUGGCCUCCGUCUUCUGCAUCGCCUAGGUCUGUACGAUGAGGUCGUAGCCAAAGGCGCUUCUACGCCGAAGCUUGUCUUGCACGCUCUCAAAGGAUGUGUCAUGGGCGAGAUGGAUCUGGCGUCAUGGAGCAAGCAGCAAACCGGAUUCGGGUACUUGCGGAUCCUGCGAACCGACCUGAUGGACGUGCUGCUGCAUGCUGUCAAAAAAGCAGGCAUCCCGAUCCACUUCGCUAAAGCCAUCCAAAGCAUCGACGAAAGAGACAACAAGGUCACUGCAAGGUUCGCUGAUGGAACAAUGGACACGGGCGACUUCUUGCUCGGUUGCGACGGAAUACAUUCUUCGGUUCGCAGCCUGUACAUUGAUCCGGGCUGCACACCGGAGUACACCGGCUUCUCGAACAUGUAUUCCCUCAUUCCAACCGCGAGCGCUUCACCCGCCGCAUUGUCUAUUCGGACUCUCACAGCAACUCUUACAUCGAAUGGGCUCCUCGCAUUAACGCCUGCAACAGCGAACCGUGAUCUCCUAUACUGGUUCUUUUCGCGCGAGGUCCCCCUCCCGCCCGGAGGCGAUGUGCGUGACGGAUGGGAGGAGCGCGGCAGGACAGAAGCCGACAAUUUCAAAAACACCUUGCUCGAUCUUUUAGGGAAAGAGAAGUCGGAGUGGACUGAUAUGGUGCGGGAUAUCAUAUGGAACACCAAGUCUGUUCAAUUCUACCCGAUCUACAAGAUGCCAAGGAGGAGGCCGUGGUCCAGGGGACGUUGCCUUAUCAUUGGCGAUGCCGCUCAUGCGAUGCCGCCGCAUGCCAGUCAGGGAGUCUCCAUGGCACUCGAAGAUGUCUUUUUGUUUUCAAAGCUGUUGAAAAGCAACAUUUCUCACAUCGACGACGGUCUGCAGGCAUAUGAGAAGAAGCGCAAGGCUAGGACGGAGCAGAUGCUUGAUACAGCGGAACGAAACGGGUCGGUGCGUAAGCAGACGGCUCCAUGGCGUCUUCGAGCCAAUGAGCUAGCUAUUUCCGGGGGCUUGUGGGUUUACAAGAUAGCAGGCUUGGAGAAGUUGGGCCUGGGUCAGAAGCCUCUGGCUUAUGAUGUUGAGGAGGAAGAGUUUUAA